Leptinotarsa decemlineata (Colorado potato beetle) is the source of this 803-nucleotide messenger RNA. It is a transcript of the gene galene, whose product is annotated as potassium two pore domain channel subfamily K member galene. Gene Ontology annotation, biological process: potassium ion transmembrane transport; stabilization of membrane potential. NCBI's taxonomy places the organism in Eukaryota, Metazoa, Arthropoda, Insecta, Coleoptera, Chrysomelidae. The record is from RefSeq and is a predicted model, not a curated record. Gene Ontology annotation, molecular function: outward rectifier potassium channel activity; potassium ion leak channel activity. Gene Ontology annotation, cellular component: plasma membrane.
CGCGAAGCUCUGAUAGAGAAAUCGGAAUUUAAAAAUAGAGCAGUUGCUGACUUUGCAUAACAAGACGGUAAACAUUUCGUAUUUUUUUAAGUGCGCUCAAUUCUGAAUUUUAAAUUUCUUAUGUGUAUCAGUUGCGGUCAAAAACUUGAUUCUUGCUAUGUCUAGUUACCGAUCAUCUGAAGUAUUAGGAUAUGAAAAUCCUAGUGCCUGUUCGCGGUUUUUGCAUUAUUCGUACAAAACUGUGACAUGCCUUUUUUCCCACAUAACUUUGGUGUCUAUGGUUGUAUCCUACUGUGUUUUGGGAGCUUUUACGUUUGAGGCCUUGGAAGUUGAUAAUGAAAAGCUGAUAAAACGUGGUAUUCAUCGAAUCCGAGAAAACGUAUCCGAAUAUAUUUGGAACUUUACCCAAAAUAUGAAUGCUUUGGAACAAGAUAACUUCACGAAGGGUGUCCAAAAAUACUUGAAAUCAUUCGAGAAUUCUUUAUUGGAUGCCAUGAACAAGGAUGGGUGGGAUGGGAUAGAAGACGAAAACAAGGUUCAGUGGACGCUUACAGGAUCUUUGUUCUAUUCUAUCAUUGUAAUUACAACAAUAGGUAAGUUUGCGCCCCACCAAGAUUGUAUUCUGUUCUUUCCCCCUAUUACUGUGAAUUGAAUCCGAUUGAGAUGAUUUGGGCUGCUGUGAAAAACUGUGAAAUUAUAAUCAAUCUCCAACAGAUAGUGAUUCCGUACUAGGAAAUAUACAAAGGUUUAUUAAUGAAAUGGACCACAGUGGUGAAUGGAUGAAAUGUGUUCAGCGUGUCAUA